AUGGCCUAGUGGUAAAAUAGAUUCAAUCCUAAUCAGUUAUCUCAUAUGAAAUACAACCCCGACAUCCCCAUAUCAUCUGCUUCUUUCUCUUUCCUUCCUCCACAACCAGCCAGAGCAACGCACUAAACAACUAGAAAAUAUGAAAAACAAUUUCAUAUACACCGACACCUUAACCUAGCUAAUCCAGCAUAAUAGCACUGGAACUCCAUUUCCAUCUGGUUCACAAACUCCGUUUCUCUCCCCUCUGUCAACUUAUGGCAUAUCAAAGACUCAUACUUUUCUUGGUUUUUCUCCUUUUCCUCACAAACCCAGUAAAAUCUCAGCUUGAUGAAGAGCUCCACUUCAAUGGGUUCAAUGGCGUUGGCAGCAACAUGAGCUUAAAUGGGGUCGCAGAGAUCGAGCCCAAUGGCAUGCUAAAGCUCACAAACGACACUCUAAGAGUCUUGGGUCACGCUUUCUAUUCAUCUCCAAUCAAAUUCAAGAACUCAACUGAUGGAAAAGCUUUCUCCUUUUCCACCGCUUUUGCUUUCACUAUAGUCCCAGAGUACCCCAAGCUCGGCGGCCAUGGCCUCGCCUUCAUAAUCUCACCUUCAAAGGAGCUUCCUGGGUCUCUUCCAAGCCAGUACCUUGGUAUUCUCAACGCCACAGUUGUCGGCAACUUCUCAAACCACAUCUUUGCUGUUGAAUUUGACACUGUGCAGGACUUCGAAUUUGGCGACAUCAAUGACAACCAUGUUGGCAUCGAUAUAAACAGCUUGGCCUCCAACAGAUCAACUCCAGCUGGGUAUUUCACCAGUCAAAAUUCAACAAAACAGAGCCUCAACCUCAAAAGUGGUCACGUAAUCCAGGCCUGGGUGGAUUACGAUUCAGUGAAAAACCAAGUAACUGUUAAGCUUUCCCCUAAUUCUAUCAAACCCACAUCUCCAAUUUUAACCUUCGAUGUGGAUCUCUCUCCAAUUUUUCAAGAUUUUAUGUACGUUGGCUUCUCUGCCUCAACUGGGUUGCUAGCCAGCUCGCACUAUGUCUCUGGUUGGAGCUUCAAAAUGAAUGGAGAUGCCAAAUCUCUCUCUUUGGAUGCUCUGCCUAAACUCCCUGGGCCCAAAAAAACACACAGAGGUGUAAUUGUGGGUGUUUCUGUUUCUGCUCUUCUGGUCUUGAUCUUAGGCAUUGGGUUGGCUUUCUACAUCAUUCACAGAAUCAAGAACGCUGAGGUGAUUGAAGCUUGGGAGCUUGACAUUGGUCCUCACAGAUUCACAUACCAGGAGCUGAAGCAUGCCACAAGAGGCUUCAGAGACAAAGAGGUAAUUGGGUUUGGUGGGUUUGGUAAAGUUUAUAAGGGAACUUUGCCAAACUCAAAUACCCAAGUUGCUGUUAAGAGAAUAUCCAAUGAAUCAAAACAGGGUCUUCAAGAAUUUGUGUCUGAAAUUGCUAGCAUUGGUCGUCUUCGCCAUAGAAAUUUAGUUCAAUUAUUGGGUUGGUGUCGUAGGCGUGGUGAUUUGUUGCUUGUAUAUGAUUUUAUGCCUAAUGGGAGCUUGGACAAGUACCUGUUUGAAAACCCCAAAGCAAUUUUGAGCUGGGAGCAGAGGUUCAGGAUUGUCAAAGGUGUAGCUUCAGGGCUAUUGUAUUUACAUGAAGGUUGGGAGCAAACUGUGAUUCAUAGAGACAUUAAAGCAGGAAAUGUGUUGUUGGAUUCUGAGCUAAAUGGAAGGCUUGGUGACUUUGGUCUUGCUAAGCUGUAUGAGCAUGGCUCAAACCCAACAACAACCAGGGUGGUUGGCACACUGGGUUACCUCGCUCCUGAGUUGACUCGGACUGGAAAACCUACUCCCAGCUCAGAUGUGUUUGCUCUGGGAGCUCUUUUGCUUGAGGUGGUUUGUGGGAGGAGACCCAUUGAGGCCAAAGCCAUGCCUGAGGAGCUCAUUUUGGUGGACUGGGUUUGGGACAAAUGGAGAGAUGGUACAAUUCUUGAUGUUGUGGACCCAAGAUUGGAGGGUGAGUUUGAUGAGCUUGAGGCUGUUGUGGUGCUUAAACUUGGUAUAAUGUGUUCCAAUAAUACCCCCAAGGCAAGACCUACAAUGAGACAGGUGGUGAGGUACUUGGAGGGUGAGGUGGCACUGCCUGAGGUGGUUUUGUCUCCUGGGGCGUAUGAUGGGAGAAAGGACAGUGAGCGUGGUGCUGAGUUUGAGGAUUAUGUGCAUUCGUAUCCAACAUCUUCAUAUUUUGAGAAGGCAAGUGCAUGGUCAUGUGAUGAUGCAGAUGUUGAUUUUGAAGCUGCUUCUUCAAGCUCACCUCUCUCAGUAUCUGGUAGAAAUGGUGCUAGCUGCCCAAGAUAGUAUCAAUUUCCUGUCUCUGUCUCUCUCUCUCUCUCUCUCUCUCUCUCUCUCUGUCUUUCUUUUUUCUUUUGGGUUUUGUUUCUCUUUUUUGGUAUAAUUAUAGCUAUGCUAGUAUUUUUUUUGUUUCCAUGUAAAUUUGAUUAUUAUGACACCCAUUUUGGGUUGUAAAUGUUCUGGUGUACAUGAUGUUUCUGUUCUUUAAUCUGCAGUUAUAGUGAGGCUUCCUCUUUCAUCU
Prunus dulcis (almond) is the source of this 2568-nucleotide messenger RNA. Its product is annotated as L-type lectin-domain containing receptor kinase S.4. Gene Ontology annotation, cellular component: plasma membrane. Lineage: Eukaryota; Viridiplantae; Streptophyta; Magnoliopsida; Rosales; Rosaceae. The record is from RefSeq and is a predicted model, not a curated record. The transcript has a single exon. Bases 255 to 2333 code for a protein of 692 amino acids. Gene Ontology annotation, biological process: protein phosphorylation. Gene Ontology annotation, molecular function: protein kinase activity; ATP binding; carbohydrate binding.